UGUCAAACUUAUUAAAGAUUGAGAUGGUUAACCGCCGUAAUAUUUAUUUCCAAUUGAAGUUUGAAAAAUUUUCCCGACGUGGAGUUAAGAAUUAUUACAUUCCUCUUCGCUAUGAGCAAACGAACUAUUAAAAAUCCAGAUGAGUCGCAAAUAAACGUAAAGAAGACCAAGGGACAUUGGGCGAUGGGUCUAUUAGAAACGAUGAAGGACCCAAAAUCUAUAUAUAAAGAAACCGAAAAUGUUGUUGUCAUACAUGAUAAAUAUCCAAAAGCUAAAAUUCAUUAUCUCGUAUUGCCCCGGGAUGAAAUUAGUAGUAUAUUUAAGUUGAACAAGUCACACAUAACUCUCUUAAAAGAAUUUGGUUCUAUAUUUCACACUAUUAUGGAAGACCACAAAAAUAACACUUUGCGAGCUGGUUUUCAUGCAGUUCCUAGUAUGCAAAGGCUUCAUAUGCAUAUUAUCAGCACAGACAUGAAUUCUGAAUGCCUGAAAACUAAAGUACACUGGAACAGCUUCACCACUAGCUUUUUUAUUCCAUAUGAUGAUUUAUUAAAGACACUCGAAGAAGAUGGUGUAAUACAAAAAAUAUCCAGUGACACACAUAAAUCUCUGUUAUCUCAACCUCUGAAAUGCAAUCAGUGCGAGUUCACCCCAAAAAACAUGCCACAGUUGAAACAACAUUUAUUAAGUCAUGUAAAUAAAAACCAUUUAUAAUUAUAAAAUAUAUAUCAUAUUUUGCUUAAUGUUAUAUAUGCAAAGAUAAAAAAUUGUGCUAUCUGAUUUUCA
This is a messenger RNA of Danaus plexippus (monarch butterfly), 786 nucleotides long. RefSeq names its product aprataxin (gene Aptx). Gene Ontology annotation, molecular function: single-stranded DNA binding; mismatched DNA binding; DNA 5'-adenosine monophosphate hydrolase activity. The transcript is spliced from 2 exons. Gene Ontology annotation, biological process: double-strand break repair; single strand break repair. NCBI's taxonomy places the organism in Eukaryota, Metazoa, Arthropoda, Insecta, Lepidoptera, Nymphalidae. The record is from RefSeq and is a predicted model, not a curated record. The coding region runs from base 112 to 714 and encodes 200 amino acids. Gene Ontology annotation, cellular component: nucleus.